AGAUCAGCAACCCAUGUCCCUCGUCAGUUCCUGUAACGUCAACAGGACUCCUGCGGUGUAUGCUGCGUGUGCGCAUGUCAAGCGCUGUUUAUGUUGGAGUGUGUAUGUUUGAGUGUGCUCCACCACCUCAACAUACUACGCACUUUACGAACCGACCGCGCGGACACCGAGAUGGCCGCAGCCGCCCCGAAUCCAGAGGACGCCAACCGAAACAGCGGCGGGCCGAGCACGGCGAGCGCUCUAGCGGGAGACGGAGAGUCUGAGGAGGCCGAGGAGUUUGCCUCCGCCACCCACUGCUCGGAGCUCUCCCGGCGGCAGAACGAGCAACGCAAGCUCGGGCUCUUCUGCGACGUGACGCUGGUGUUCAGCAGCGCCCCGGGAGCCGCCAACAGCUUCGAGUUCAGCGCCCACCGCUCAGUCUUGGCUGCGGCCACGGAUUAUUUCACGCCGCUGCUCGGGGGUCAGUUUUCGGAGUCGGUGACGCGGCGGGUGGAGAUGAAGGAGUGGAGCAGCGAGGCAGGCCUCGACCAGGAGACGGUGGAGAGCGUCAUCCAGUUCAUGUACACGGGCGAGAUACGAGUGAGCACCGCUAACGUGCAUGAGGUUCUGGAGCUGGCGGACAGGUUCUUGCUCGUGCAGUUGAAGGAUUUUUGUGGAGAAUUUCUCAAGAGGAAGCUCAGCCUUGGCAACUGUGUGGCUGUCCAUAGCCUUGCGCACAUGUACACUUUGGACCAGCUGGCCUUACGUGCUGCUGACAUGAUUCGUCGCAAUUUCCAUAAAGUCAUCCAGGAUGAGGAAUUUUACACGCUUCCAUUCCAUCUGGUCAGAGACUGGCUGUCAGACGCAGAGAUUACAGUUGACUCUGAGGAGGUUUUGUUUGAUGCAGUAGUCAAAUGGGUUCAGAAGAACUCAGAAGAACGGGUGAAGUAUUUUGAGGAGCUUUUUCGUCUUCUCAGGCUGCCACAGAUAAAGCCAACGUAUCUUACAAGAGUUGUGAAGAAUGAGCCUUUGGUCGCGCAGAAUGCAGCCUGCCUACAGCUUGUGUCAGAGGCUGUGGAGGGUCAUGCGAUCCGCUUUGAGAACCUCAAAUCAGCAGAUACAGAGUUCUGGGCAUCAUACAUGGCCACAUUCCAACCAAGAUUUGGCCAGAACAUGGAUGUCAUCAUGGUGGUCGGCGGGGUCUCUGAAGGAGGUGACUACCUGAGUGAGUGCGUAGGGUACUUUGGAUACGAAGACCGUUGGGUCAAUUUGCCACACAUCCAUAACCAUCUGGAUGGUCACGCUAUUGCGGCCACUGAUACCCAUGUAUACGUGGCUGGGUCCAUGGAACCAGGAUUUGCCAAGACAGUGGAGCGCUACAAUCCAAAUCGCAACACCUGGGAACAAGUGAGCAACCUCACCACACGCAAGCAUUCCUUUGGCCUCACCUGCAUCAAAAAUAUUCUGUAUAGUAUUGGCGGUCAUGGCAACUUCAGCCCUGGCUUUAAGGAUGUGAGUGUCUAUGAACCUGACCAAGACAAGUGGCACAACCUAGAAUCUGCUCCUAAGAUUUUGAGAGACGUCAAGGCUAUUAGUGUCGAAGAUCGAUACGUUUAUGUCACCGCGAGAACUCCCAUAGAUACUGACAGCGAUGAUGGGUUGAAGACGGUGACUACUCGCUACGACACUGACAGUCGCCAGUGGCAAGAAGUCGAUUCCUUACCGCUUAUUGACAACUACUGCUUGUUCCAAAUGGCUGUAGCGUCGACUAACUUCUACCACACGGCUUCUUGCUGUCCCAAGAGUUACACCAACGCACGUGAUGAUGUAGCUCGUCAAAAGAUCAGCGCAAGGAUAUCUGAUGAUAUUCUUGAGAGCCUUCCCCCAGAAGUUACUAGUAUUGAGGGUGCUGCCAUCUGCUAUCUUGGUGAUGAUGUGUUUGUGAUUGGUGGCUGGAAGAACAGUGACGAUGUGGAUAAGCAGUAUCGCAAGGAGGCGUACCGUUAUUGUGCUGAGCGCAAGCGCUGGAUGCUUCUGCCACCCAUGCCUCAGCCACGCUGUCGUGCCACAGCAUGUCACGCUCGCAUUCCCUACCGCUUUCUAUACGGCUGUCAGCGUUACCCAAUGCCACAAAAUUUGGCACGCCAGAGGGAUCGUAUGCAGCAAAUGCAACAGUUACAUCGUCGCACGUUAACUCUACGCAGGCAGUUACAAUCACAGAUUGAAUGCUGAGAGCCCUUGUUGCUCAAUAGCAAACAACUGCUGCAAAAAUCAUGAUAAUAUAGUCUUGAACAUUCCCAUGAUCCCAUUCUUAUUAAAAUGUGUAUUGUUUAUUUGUGACAUUUCAUCACUGGGAGAGUGAAUGAAAUGGCUGAAGCUAGUAAAGAGAGUAUUUUCAAUGUGACUGUAUAAUGGAAUCAUAUAAAUAUGUAAAAAAGAAAUGUUUGUAAAUAUCUGUACACAUGAAACAUUGUUUCAUGGCCUCGCAUGAAUUUGCCUUAUUCCCACUGAUGGCAAUUUGCAGAAUGCUGCACAUUGUUCAUUUAUCUUGAGUCAUGGUGAUGGUUGUCCUGCUACAUUUGUGGGUUUUUAGGUUGUUUGUUUUGCAGGGAGAGACACCAUUUUUCCCAGCUGUAAUGAAUCAGCUGUUCAAAACCGCUCGCACGUUUUGAACAAACCAUUAAUAACUACAAAAAGAACCAUUGCAUCUUUAUUCCCUUCACUUGUAAAUUACUUGUUUCUGGUCUUAAUUGUGAUGAUUUUAUUUGUCUUGCACUUGUUUGUCAAUGCAAUUCUUUCACAGUUUUUGUUUAUAUGUGCAAAAAUGAAUUCUUCGCAACUACAAGCACUUAAUUUCAGCAUUAGCCCUUGUCUUAAUCUUUAUUCUUAUAGUUUAAAUUGAUUAUAUUUGUUCUUUUUCAACUUGAAAGCACAGGGAAUAAAGACAGUUAUGGCAUCAGUUAUUGACGCAUGAAGGCCACACCUAAUAAAAUUGCAAAACCAUAGAUGUUCAGAAUAUAGUCAAGGAUUCAUUACCUCAGUGUCAACGGCAGGAUUUUGUUACUUAAAAACAAUUUGUCAUUGGUUUUGUGGUCUAUGCCAGUUUGAGAUCUCUCAGCUUCCUUGAUUUAAUUAUUUUCACUCAUAUGUUUUUAGCAACGUCAUCAGCUUGUGCUCUGUCAUGCAAUGUCUGUCAAGAAUUAUGUUAACAUUUCCCGUCAGUCAACUGUAGUUGUCCAUUCCAAUUUUAAUAAGGCACCUAGUGAUGGUACCCACACUGCAUCCUUGUCUUUGUUACAUAUAUAACGCUAUUUAUAAUCAUUUUUUUAUUGGAAAUAGUUUUUUCUAUCUUUCAUCUACAUUCCCUCUUUUUAUCUCCUCAGUCUUUUUUCCCUGUCUUUUACAAUGAUGUCUUUUAUUACAAGAAAGCUCAGUGCAUUUCACUUGGGUGAAAAUUUGUCAAGCAAUCAUUGGUACCAUCAAGACCAGAAAACAUUUUGCAAUGUUCGCCUGAAGAACAUUUAACCGUUACUACAGUCCAUACCAAAGUCUUAAAGUAUGUCAUCUUAGAUGAACUAAUGUUAUGCUUCGAUGUUAAAAUCUCUACUAAAUGCAAGAUAGAAAUUGCUUUGACAAUGUAUCUGUAGCUCUCGUCUUGACUUGUGUAGAAUUCCAUAGUCAUUUCAUAUGGGGAAAAACCCUGUGAGACAUACAUUGAACAUACAUUAUUAGGCCUUUUUCAAACAUUUUCCUGCAUAUUGGAGACUCUGUAGAAUCUUAGAUAUUGUAUUUACUCAAUGGGAAAUGUAAGUUUUGUGUCUCUCAUGUUGAGAUGUGGUUUAAUAGUGUUUAAGAUCUAUAUCAGUUUCUUUCCUUCUUGCACAGAGGAAAUGAGUGUGUGUGUAUGUAUGUAUGUAUGUAUGUAUGUGUGUGUCGAUGGCGAUAGUGUCUGACAAUAAGAGUAGCAAGGCUGGGAUGUUACCUUGUCCCGCUCUCAUUGUUGUAAAGUCUUUUAAGGGCGAAUAUAGUUCUUUGCAUGUGUUAUAAAGUAUGCACAUGUUGUGGAUCUCAG
Molecule: messenger RNA, 4051 nt
Organism: Sinocyclocheilus anshuiensis
Lineage: Eukaryota; Metazoa; Chordata; Actinopteri; Cypriniformes; Cyprinidae
Product: kelch-like protein 11
Exons: 2
Coding region: 91-2211 (706 amino acids)
Molecular function (GO): protein binding
Source: RefSeq, a predicted model, not a curated record